This is a messenger RNA of Lipotes vexillifer (Yangtze River dolphin), 1504 nucleotides long. RefSeq names its product ess-2 spliceosome associated protein (gene ESS2). NCBI's taxonomy places the organism in Eukaryota, Metazoa, Chordata, Mammalia, Artiodactyla, Lipotidae. Gene Ontology annotation, cellular component: catalytic step 2 spliceosome. The coding region runs from base 4 to 1434 and encodes 476 amino acids. The transcript is spliced from 10 exons. The record is from RefSeq and is a predicted model, not a curated record.
GCGAUGGAGACGCCUGGCGCUGCGGUGCGGGCCGUGCUGGUGCCCGCGGCGUCCGGGACCCGGAGGAAGCGCGCCGCCGGAGAGGCCGGGGCUCCGACGAGCGGGCAGCGGGUCCUGGACGAGGAUGAGUACAUCGAGGGCCUCCAGAUGGUCAUCCAGAGGGACUUCUUUCCUGAUGUGGAGAAGCUGCAGGCACAGAAGGAGUACCUGGAGGCCGAGGAGAAUGGAGACCUGGAACGGAUGCGCCAGAUCGCCAUCAAGUUUGGCUCUGCCCUGGGCAAGAUGUCCCGAGAGCCCCCUCCGCCCUAUGUGACUCCAGCCACAUUUGAAACCCCUGAGGUGCACACGGGCACCGGGGUGGUGGGCAGUAAGGCCCUGGGCCGGGGCCACAGCCUGGAGGACGGAGAGGCCACAGAGGAGGAGGAAAGGGAAGCCCUGCCCAGCCUGGACGUCUUCCUGAGCCGGUACACGAGCGAGGACAACGCCUCCUUCCAGGAGAUCAUGGAGGUGGCCAAGGAGAAGAGCCGGGCGCGCCACGCGUGGCUCUACCAGGCCGAGGAGGAGUUUGAGAAGAGGCAGAAGGAUAAUCUCGCGCUCCCGUCGGCAGAGUGCCAAGCCGUGGAGAGUGGCCAGGCUGGUGUGGAGACCUGGAAGUACAAGGCCAAGAACUCCCUCAUGUACUACCCAGAGGGCGUCCCCGACGAAGAGCAGCUCUUUAAGAAGCCACGGCAGGUGGUGCAUAAGAACACCCGCUUCCUCAGGGACCCCUUUAGCCAGGCCCUCAGCAGGUCCCAGCUGCAGCAGGCCGCUGCCCUCAACGCCCAGCACAAACAGGGCAAGGUGGGACCGGAUGGCAAGGAGCUUAUCCCCCAGGAGUCCCCUCGCGUGGGCGGAUUUGGAUUCAUUGCCACACCUUCUCCUGCCCCUGGCGUGAACGAGUCCCCACUGAUGACUUGGGGGGAGGUCGAGAACACGCCCUUGAGAGUUGAAGGAUCUGAAACACCCUACGUGGACAGGACGCCAGGGCCAGCCUUCAAGAUCCUGGAGCCGGGCCGCAGGGAGCGGCUGGGGCUGAAGAUGGCCAACGAGGCUGCUGCCAAGAACCGGGCUAAGAAGCAGGAGGCCUUGCGGAGGGCGACGGAGAACCUAGCCAGCCUCACCCCCAAAGGCCUGAGCCCAGCCAUGUCCCCAGCCCUGCAGCGCCUCGUGAGCAGGACGGCCAGCAAGUACACGGACCGGGCCCUGCGUGCCAGCUACACACCGUCCCCAGCACGCUCUACCCACCUCAAGACUCCAGCCGGCGGGCCCCAGACCCCGACGAGCACACCGGCUCCUGGCUCUGCCACACACACCCCCCUCAGCCAGGAUCCGGCCUGCAUCACGGACAACUUGCUGCAGCUCCCCGCCCGGCGCAAAGCCUCGGACUUCUUCUAGUCCGUCCUGGGCUGGGCCCGCGGGAGCUUCAUGGAGCCCUCAGGGCAGCUCUCUGCCCAGCAGAGGACUC